Molecule: messenger RNA, 5094 nt
Organism: Chlamydomonas reinhardtii
Lineage: Eukaryota; Viridiplantae; Chlorophyta; Chlorophyceae; Chlamydomonadales; Chlamydomonadaceae
Exons: 3
Coding region: 196-4548 (1450 amino acids)
Molecular function (GO): kinase activity
Source: RefSeq, a predicted model, not a curated record
AUCGGGCUGUGGUCAGCGCAGGCAAGCCGAGCUCGGCCCAGACAGGCCUAGGUUUCCUAGCAAACUGGCCACAACUAUACCUUCAAUCGGAUCGAAACAGCUACACAUAAAGCCCAGCAACAACUGUUACCGUCCCGGCAUUGCCAGCCCGUCUCCAGUACUGCAUGCUACAUGCACUAAAAUACCGGAGCAGGAAUGCAGCAGACAUCUAGAGCUGCACGUGAUCAGGCGCUUUCUGUUUUCCACGUCAAGGUUGAGAAACUUGCGUCCGUGCUCCGGAAGCCAGGCGUGGAGCAUGUCUCGGUCGCAGAGUUGCUAGUACCGGUUAUCGAGCCUAUCGAGAUAUGGCGCGAGUGGGAACGCGAAACUUAUCUUGGUGCAAUUGAGCAUGUCCUGCGCAGCGAGACUUGGUCGCUACUGUUACAGUGGCUCUGCGACAGCGUGGAGUCCCUGUGCUCGCUGCGGGUACCAGCGCGGGUAGCGGAGGCGUGCUUUGGAGCUGCGCCCUUCCCGCGCUCGGCCGCCGGUGAGAACACAGCUGCGGGCGCGCCCGGCCAAGGCGGUUGCGCCUCGCCGCCGGCGGCGGCCCAACCCGGGCCCAGCGCGCCAGCGGCCGCCGCUGACGCCCACCCAGUUGUGCUGCUCCAGGCACACGACGAGGUGCUGCGCCUACUGAGCAUCUGCCUGAAACCGGCGAAGGGACUGGCGCAGGAUCACGCCGCGGAGGUGGCACGCAAUGGCGGCGGCGGCCGCGGCGGCGGCCGCGGCGGCCGCGGCGGCGGGGCGGCGGCCCGGCCCGGGCGGCCGCCGGCGCCGUUGCCACGCCUUCUGGAGAGCAUGUCGCGUGCGGCCCGGUCUGUCCUGAUGUCACACCUGCUGCGGCGCUACGCCCGGCUCGCAGCACAGGCCGCCGACGCCGCAGCAUACAAAGCCGCGGCUGCCGUUCCGGCGGACGAUGCAUGCAGCGGCGGUGGUGGUGCUGCGGGCAGCGGCAGCGGCGCGACAGCGGCAAGCAGCGGCGCAAACACCAACACCACCAGCGCCACCAGCACCAAGACCAACAGCAGCACCACCAGCAGCAGUAGUCGCAGCGAAGGUGCGGUGGCGGAGGAAUCGGCCGCCUGUGAGGGGCUGAACAAAAUGCUCACGUCACUGGUGCUGUUUAUGGCGGAGAUCUCAGAAAUUGGCGUUGUGCUUCUGCAGCUGCAGCAGUCCAUCGCAACCUUCGCAACGCCUGGCUCGCCGCCCUCGGCUGCAGCUGCCGCAAAGGGCGGCGGCCGCAAGGGCAAGGCAGCGGUGGGCGGUGCCGCCGGCGCCGGUGGCGGUGGUGGUGGAGGUGGAGGUGUGGCGAGUUCGGCUGCUUGCAUUGGCGGCGCGGGUAGCGCGGCUGACCGGGGCCGCCCUCUUGCUUCGCUGUUGGUGUGGGAGGAGGCGCGCAGUGGGUUCUUGGACCAGUCGGCGCGACUGGUGCUGCACGGCGCGGCGGCGGAGGGGCGCGCGCGACUGCAGCAGCAGCAGCAGCCGGCGGGGAUGGCGGCUGGCAGUAGCAGUGGCAGUAGCAGUGCAGUUGGCGGCGGCAGUAGCACUGCAGCGACGGUGCCGUCUCAUGCUGCUGGAGCGGCGCUGACGUUGCGUCUGAGCACCAUGCUGUGCACCUUCACACAACCGGUCGGCCGGGCCUGGUGGUUGACAGCUGACAGCGCCAGCAGCGGCAGUAGCAGCGGCAUUGACAGCAGCGGCAGUAGCAGCGGCAGUAGCAGUAGCAGUAGCGGCAGUAGCACAAGUACACUGGACCCACAGCCGCAGCAAGUGCUACUGCCGCCUAUGCCCUGGGGCACCUGCCUGCAGAUGCAGGUGCUGUCGCAGGUGGUGGCGACGCUGGCGGCGGCGGGCUUUGGCGGCGGCGAGCGGGGCGUGUGGGGGCUGCCGGCGGAGCUGGCGGCGGGGCUGCCGGUGCUGGGUCACCCGGUAGAGGGGUUGUGCCCCGACCUCCGCUUCGCGCGGCAUACCGGCGGCUUGUCAAGCUGCGUGUGCGAUGAGCCCUUCACGCUGCUCAACCACAUGAUGCGCUGGCUGAGCCUCAAGCACAUGGCGCUACUUACGGGUGCCGCCGCUGAGGCUUCCGCCAGCGCAUCCGGCGGCACUGCUGCUGCUGCUGCCGCGGCCGACACACCGGCGGAGCAGCGCGGCGCCGGCGACUGGUCCUUCCCGCUCUCACCGCACGCUACGGCCCGGGUGCUGCUGCGAGUGGCCGACCUAGGGGCUGCGUCCAUCGACCUCGCCGCCGCGAGUGUGUCGUUCAGAGGGGCUCUUCCGGCCCGGGGCUCACGGCUGCGGCUGCGGCACGGCACCGGCUGGGAUGAGGGCAUGGAUGCGGUGAUGCAAGCGCGGCAGCUGCUCAUGCGGCCGCGACUCCAGCGGCGCAUGCAGCAGGCGCAGCAGCAGGAGCAGCAGGCGCUGCCGCCAAGCAGCGGCGGUGCAGCUGGCGGCGGCCGCGCUGGCGGCCGCGGCCUGGGCGGCGGCAGCAGCAGCAGUGAUACAACCCGAGCGGGCCCCACGCAAUCCCGAACACCGCCGUCGGUAGCGCAAGAGCAGGGCGGCGCAGAUGCAGACUCGGGCGGCGGCGGUGACGGCGGCGGGUUCCGCAUUGGCAGUGGCGACGAGUUCGGCGACGUCUACCCGCGACUGCCGGUGGCGUGGUGGCGCGGGCUGGCGGUCAUGCUGCCGCGCGCCGUGGUGCUGCCAUUGGUGACUUGCAGUAGCAGCUACAGCACGAGCAGCAAUAGCUACGGCGGUGCCUCUGCCGGUGAAAGGGGUGCUGGUACGUUGGAGGCGCAGGCGGACCGUGUGUCGACGUGGGCCAAGAUAUUGCUGACAGUCGACUUCAUGCCGCCGGCCGAGCUGCCGCCACGGCCACCGCCUGCGCUGGCAGCGGCUCUGGCUGGCGGCCUGGUCCCGGCGGUGGAGGCGGCGAUACGCGCCGCACCGCAUCACGGCCUCGCCGUGUCGUUGGCCGAUGCGCUCCUGCAGGUGCCGGCCGAGGGCUUGCCGCAAAGCGGCGGCGGCUGGCCGCUGUUCCAGCAGCUGCUGGCGUUCGCGCCGCCGGCCCAGACGGCGGCGCUCAUCACCAGCAUCGGCAAGCGGCUGCACGCCGCGCUGGACAGACUGGAUGUGGCGGCCAACACAGGAGCCAUCGGACUCGACGCCGCCGCCGUCGCCGCCGGCACAACGGUGGAGGAUCUGGGUGUGUGUCUCAAAGCGGCGCUGAUCUGGAUGCGGACGGUCCGUAUGGCCCUGCCAGACCGCUUCUGGGUCCGCCCGGUGACUGACGCCGCCGCCGCCGCCGCCGUGAACGGCGACAUCAGCGCCAACGCCGUGAACGGCGAUAUCGGCGCCGGCGGCUUGGCCGAGCAGGACGCGGCCGCGGCGCCGCUGUCGCUCCAGGAGCGGCGGUUGCGGCUGCUGUGCUCGCACACGCUGCACCGCUGGCUGCCGGCGCUGUCGCGCUGCGUGCGCUUCGUGCAGCCCGGAGGCGCCUUCGACCCGCGCAGCCUGGCGCCGCAUUAUGAGGUGCUGAUGCAGUGGUGCGUGCAGCUGCUGCGGAUCAUGGGCGGCCUUGAGGCAGCGGCCGCCGUGGCGGCCUCCUGCGGCGGGCCCGGCGGCGGGCCCGGCGGCGACGACACGGCAGGCAAUCCCCAGGGCGCGGCGACCGCGAUGGCCGCAGAAAUCGCCGCCAACGCCGCCAGCUGGCGGCAGUGGCUGCUGCACGACGUAGAGCUGUUGCCGCUGCUGGAAACAGGGCUGCGGCUGCUGGCGGCGCUGCCGCCGCCGUCGAGCGACCCAGGCGCCGCCGGCGUGGCACAGAAGCUCACCUUCGUGCUGGCGCUGAUGCCCAGGGUGGCGCCGGAUGCGUUGGCGCCGGUGCUGCGGCUGCCGCUGCCGCCGUCCUCGCCCUGGCACCCGUCCACACUGGCGGACGUGCUGAACCGGCACAACCGGGCUGCCGCCAGCACAGCUCCGCUGCCCGUGAUUCGGGCGGUUGAGAUGCUGCGGGCGGCGGCGACCAGGGGCGCCACGCAGGCUGAGCUUCGGGCGAGCUACAACGGCGGGCCGGUCGCACGGUCCGCCAUACUGCCGUGGGCGAGAGCCGAGGCGCCCCUGCUGUGUGAAGUUUCGCCGCUCCUGGUAGAGGGCGAGGCGGAGGCCAUGGCGGCGGAGGUGGCGGCAGCGGAGGCGGCAAGGCAGGCGGCUGCAGCGGGGGCCAGCGGAAGUGGGGGCAGUGGCGGAAGCGGCGGUGGCGGUAGUGGUGGUGCGGCAAAGCAGCCGACGCCGACGCCGGCCGUUCCGCCGGCUUGGACGCUCCGCUGCUGCGGCAACCCGCGCUGCACCAACCUGGCGGGUCCGAGUGAGUCGGAUCUGCCGCUGCAGGCCUGUGGCGGCUGCAAGGCCGUGCGGUACUGCGGCAGAGCCUGCCAGGCGGCGCACUGGCGUGCGGGGCACAAGGAGGCGUGUGGUGUGUUUAAAGGGAGGGCGUUCGCGGUUGCCUAGUGGGCUGAGAGUGGAAGAGGUUCAGCAACUCCAUAAGGCUCUGGCGUGUACGGUAGUUUAACGACCAUUUCUGCAGUGUUUACAUUGUGUGGUCUGCAGUGUGUUGGGGGUUUCUUGGUCACCCCGUAUCGGCAGCUGUCGGAAUAGGGAGCGCGCGUCCAGUUGUUCAGCAGGCAUUGCAUCACACUUGCGCGUGCAUGCGACAGCAUGACCUGUACGUCAUCACGCCUCUAAUGUCUGUGACUCUGUAGCAAGCGGCAAUUGCUCGGGCGCGAAAUGCGGGUGAAGGGUGGCCUGGGAGCGUGCACGGAGGUGCAGAUGGAGGAAUGCGGUCGUGUACCUCUGGUUUGUGAGCUCGUUUGUACGUUUGCUUUUGGAUUGAUUGCGGGAUGUUUGUUUGAACGAAGACGUGGCCUCCAGGUCGCAGAUCAUGGCGCAGAGGCGUGCACAACUGCGCAUGCGGUGACACAGAGCCAUCUUGCAUUCGCAUUCACUCGCAAGCACUUCGUUAGCCAUGUCGUGCAUUCCUCUGUAGCAUAUGUAGUA